Malania oleifera is the source of this 2124-nucleotide messenger RNA. Its product is annotated as homeobox-leucine zipper protein ATHB-6-like. NCBI's taxonomy places the organism in Eukaryota, Viridiplantae, Streptophyta, Magnoliopsida, Santalales, Ximeniaceae. The coding region runs from base 687 to 1679 and encodes 330 amino acids. The record is from RefSeq and is a predicted model, not a curated record. The transcript is spliced from 3 exons. Gene Ontology annotation, biological process: positive regulation of DNA-templated transcription. Gene Ontology annotation, cellular component: nucleus. Gene Ontology annotation, molecular function: DNA-binding transcription factor activity, RNA polymerase II-specific; sequence-specific DNA binding.
AUUUAAAGAGACGAGAGGCGAACUGGGCUGUGAACUGGUUUGCUGUUUUCUUCCAAUCUCUCUCUUCCUUUUCCUCUUCUCUGUUUCACACUCUCUCCCACUCCCAAUUCCCCACUUCCCUUCGCAGAUGAACAGUUGCUUGCCAUUUUUUUCUUCAAUUAUAGCUGUUAAAUUGAUUGAGUAAUGAUGUAGAGAGAGAAACAUCGAACAGAGAGAGAGAGAGAGAGAGAGAGAGAGAGAGAGAGGGAGAUUUCUCGUGGGUUUGGGUUUUUUUUUUUUUUUUUUUUUCUGAUUUAAAGCAAGCUUGCUUGUUGGGUUUUUCCAGUGGGUAAGCUAAUUUUUUUGCGUCGUCUUCUUCUUCUUCUUGAUGGGUUCGGAGGGAGAGGAAGUAAUGAAGAAAGAGAAAGAUGGGGAAGCAGGGAGAUGCUACAGGUUCUGUAGAAGCUCAAUUUGUAUACAGAACAGUACAAGCUGGGCUGGUUUGAGCCAUGGGAGUUCUGUUUCUAUAACUCAUUUCAAGUGAAAAAUUAUCACCUUUUUCCCCUCCCUAAACACCACUUCCUGAAACAAAUCGACCCACUGCCCACAUAACAAAGCUUAAAAUCUAAAAGAAGGAAAAGGGUCUGACUCUGAUCUCUGAUAAGAUCUGUCUACUCUCACUCUACAGUACUUCUUUUGCCUCAGUCAUGAAGAGACUCGGCAGCUCAGAUUCCUUGGGUGCUUUGAUGUCCAUCUGCCCAACAACAGAUGAACGCAGUCCGAGAUCUGCCCAUGUCUACGGGAGAGAAUUCCAGUCUAUGUUGAUGGACGGCCUCGACGAAGAAGGUUGCGUGGAGGAAUCCGGCCACGUCGCCGAGAAGAAAAGGCGAUUAAGCGCGGAUCAGGUGAAGGCCUUGGAGAAGAACUUCGAGAUCGAGAACAAGCUCGAACCGGAGAGAAAAGUGAAGCUGGCGCAAGAGCUUGGGUUGCAGCCCAGACAGGUGGCUGUUUGGUUUCAGAACCGCCGUGCGCGGUGGAAAACCAAGCAAUUGGAGAGAGAUUAUGGCCUUCUGAAAGCCAAUUACGAUUCUCUUAAGCAUAGUUACGAGUCCCUCCAACACGACAACGAAGCUCUGCUUAAAGAGAUAAGGGAGCUGAAAUCGAAGCUGAAAGAGGAGAACACAGAGAGCACUGUCUCGAUUAAAGAGGAGAUAAUUGUCUGCGAACCGGAGAACAAAGUCAUUGAACAGAGCAAACCUCCCAUUGAUUCUCUGGCUGCCUCUGAGGAAACGAACUUGAACUACGAGAGCUUCGCCUGCGGGAAUGGCGCAGAGGUCUCUGUUUUGGGGGAUUUCAAUAAGGAUGGAUCGUCGGAUAGCGAUUCGAGCGCGAUCUUGAACGAGGACAACAGCUCGAAUGUGGCGAAUUCUUCAUCCGGGGUUCUCCAGAACCACCAGAUUUUGAUGUCCCCGACAUCGUCUUCGCUCAGAUUUAACUGCUCCUCGUCGCCGUCGUCGUCGUCGAUGAACUGCUUCCAGUUCUCGGAUUCGAGGGCGGUGAAUCUGGGUAACUCGCAGAAGGCAUACCAACCGCAGUUCGUGAAGGAGGAGCACAACUUCUUCGGGGUGGAGGAAUCGUGCGAUUUCUUCUCGGACGAACAACCUCCGACGCUCCAGUGGUACUGCUCCGAGUGGAACUAGCCGAGGGGGAAAACAAAAACCCAGAUUAGUGAAGAGAAUAAAGUGAUCAAGCAUGACGAUCGAACUGUUGAAUCUCCAAGAAUUUUGUAAAAUGAAAUAGUAAAUUAUGUAAUUAGUUCCGUUGGAUGGAUGGAUGGAUGGAUGAAUGGGUGGGUGGAUCUCCAUUGUACAAAAAUGAGUUGCUGGCGCUGGGCAGAAGAUCAGAGAGGAGAGAGAGAGAGAGACUGAGAUGGGGGUUCUGGUCAGGCGGAGAAGAUGAUGGACGCCGGCGGGUGGGGGUUUAGGGAGGGUUUUUCUGAACCGUGCGGGAAUGAUUAGGUCGUAAUUGGGGGCUCUUCCUGGAUCUGCUGUAGAAAAAGAACUGCAAAUCCCAUUUAGGAAGUUUCUGUAAUGCUCUUAAGCUGAAAUAAUCAUUGCCUUCCAUGGCUUCUAUGCCUUUUCCUUC